Molecule: messenger RNA, 993 nt
Organism: Sipha flava (yellow sugarcane aphid)
Lineage: Eukaryota; Metazoa; Arthropoda; Insecta; Hemiptera; Aphididae
Product: renalase-like
Exons: 1
Coding region: 1-993 (330 amino acids)
Cellular component (GO): extracellular region
Molecular function (GO): oxidoreductase activity, acting on NAD(P)H
Source: RefSeq, a predicted model, not a curated record
AUGAUGAAAAUACUUUUAAUUGGUUGUGGGUUAACUUCUACAAUAACUGCUUAUUUAUUACGUACUCGUAUUCCAAACAUUCAUAUAACAGUAUGGGAUAAGGCCAGAGGUCCAGGAGGCCGCACUUCAGUUCGCCGUGGACCUAACGGGACAUUUGUUGACCUAGGAGCUCAAUUCAUUACUACGGAUUCGUCUGCAUUAACAAAAUAUUCAGAUAUUUACAAAAACUUAAUUAUUUCAAAAGUGUUGGAGCCUAUGAAAUGCAGAAUUGAAGGAUUAUCAGAGUCACAUGGAAAGCAACAUUUUAUAGCACCUAAUGGUACCAAUACAUUAGUUAAAUAUUUUUUGAAUAAUGCUAAUGUAGAUUGCACUAUGUUUGAAAAAAGAGUUUCUACCAUAACACCUAAUGGUAAGGUGACAUGUAUUUGUGGAACUGAAGAAUUUUUUGAUGUUGUUAUUAUAACUACACCAGCACCUCAAAUUCUUCAAUUAGAUUGUCCAAUACCUCUAAUAAUUCGUAAUGAACUUGAAAAAGUUACCUAUAGUACACGUUUCACGUUUAAUAUGUUUUAUAAGAGACCAAUAUUAGAAGAAGAGUGGGAUGUUAAAUUCAUGAAUGACGAUACAUUCAGAUAUGUUUCUAUUGAAAACAGAAAACGACAACAAUAUUAUGAAGCGGAUUGUGUGACUUUUCAUUCAACCAAAGAAUUUGGAAAGAGAUAUAUUGAAGAAACAAAAGAUAGUAUGUUUCCAAUUUUGAGUGAUAAAGUAAAUAAAUUGUUUCCUAAUUGGCCUACACCUGAAACCAGCAAUGUUCAUAAAUGGUUAUAUUCACAAGUUACCACACCUUAUACUAAUAGUCCUGGUUGUAUUUUGUUGAAUGAAUCCAUUCCAAUAUUAGCGGGUGGUGAUUGUUUCACUCGGUCUACAUUUAAUGGUUGUAUAGAAUCAGCACAGAAAAUUUGUGAGAUGGUAGAAAAAUUAAAGAUAUAA